Molecule: messenger RNA, 1217 nt
Organism: Branchiostoma floridae (Florida lancelet)
Lineage: Eukaryota; Metazoa; Chordata; Leptocardii; Amphioxiformes; Branchiostomatidae
Product: serine/threonine-protein kinase PDIK1L-like
Exons: 5
Coding region: 132-1124 (330 amino acids)
Biological process (GO): protein phosphorylation
Molecular function (GO): ATP binding; protein kinase activity
Source: RefSeq, a predicted model, not a curated record
UACACACUGACGCUCUCACCGUUGUCGUGGUCUAUACUGUAGUUAGUAAGCCUCAAGUUCGAAGUUUCACAAAGUUUAAGUUGAAGAACACUAGUGAUAGAAGGAGAAUUCAUGCUAUUCCCGGGGAAGCUAUGCAAGAUGGCGUUGAUUCUUAUACGAACUGGGAAGAGAUAGGGAAGGGGGCGUUUGGUAAGGUGUAUUCAGUCAAGAAGGAUGGCUACUUGUACGCUAUCAAGCGACUACAUCUGAGCCACAUGCAAGCCUUGGACAUGUACCGAGAUGAGAUUCGGCCACUUGUAGAUCUGACCAAGCACAAGCAUGACCACAUUCUGAUGUAUAUUGACGAUUUCUUCUACCAAGACAGCAAAAUACCGGCGAACAAAGGGAAACCAACAAACAGCGAUCGCAGUUUGUGGCUGGUGAUGGACUUCUGUCCACUUGGGACGAUGAACAACUUCCUACUGCGGCCUGAGAACAUCAGCCACACAGUGCUCUUUAUGAAGCAAGUUGCCGACGCUGUAGAUUUCCUGCAUGGCCAUGAGAUUGUGCACGGGGACCUGAAGCCCGACAACGUCCUGGUCUCUGGUACUGUACAGGACCCGGUCGCUAAAGUGGCUGACUUUGGACUGUCAAAGGCCUGCAGAAAUGCUAUCACUGACAAUGGCCACUCCAUGCAGCGACUGAACUGGUACGGAGCGCCGGAGGUUUUUAAACGUUUCAACAGUCUCUACACCAAGGAAAGUGACGUCUACUCCAUGGGCGCCAUGUUUGCUGCCAUGCUCGACCGUACGACAGUCAGGGGCGAUGAUGGUAAGCUCCUUCUAGCCGUCUACAUGGUGCACCCACAGAGUAUGACGGAGCCCGUCUGCUUCCUAAAGCCUGUAGGAAUGGUACAGACAGUGUCUGGCACGGUGCAACCAACAUACACAGUGCAACCAAUGGGCAAGGUCCCAGUCGGUCGUGUGCAGCAUCAAAUCCCGAACACUAACCUGUCAGGUUGCAUCAUGAUGCAGCAACCAAACGACUGUCUCAAACAACUCAUUCUGGAAAUGAUGGCCUAUAGUGCUCCCAACAGACCUACAGCACAGCAAGUUAAAUGGGCAUUGAAUAUCACACAUGACUGAGACAAGCGUAAGAAAGUAUUGUUUAAAGUUUAUGAGAAAUGAAUGAAAAUCAAGUUUCUCGACAUAAUUAAAUCACUAUCUUCCCAACCUUUA